AUGACAAUGGAAUGCCCACUCUCACAUUCAUAUACAGCCUGUUUCUAGCUCCCUUCUCUCUCUCUUUCCCCAUCCAUUAUUAAGUCCUCCAGAAGCAAAAGACUUCAUCUUUCACCUCACCAUUGAUCAUCAUCACCUCCAGAAGCCAUGAGCUAUUACAACCAGCAACAACCCCCUGUUGGUGUUCCUCCUCCUCAAGGUUAUCCACCGGAGGGAUAUCCCAAAGACGCUUAUCCUCCUCCGGGGUAUCCUCCACAAGGGUAUCCUCAGCAAGGAUACCCUCCGCCUCAGGGUUACCCCCAGCAAUACCCUCCUCCUUAUGCUCCUCAAUACGCUCAGCCUCCCCCUCAACAACAACAAAACAAUAGCAGUGGAUUUAUGGAAGGCUGUUUGGCUGCUCUGUGCUGUUGCUGUUUGCUGGAUGCCUGCUUCUGAUGGGAGAUUUCAGUCGACGUGAUUGAAGGCUUAUUUGAUCGAAAGGGUUUUCGUUUGUGUAGAGUUUGAUUCGCACCCAUAUUGGGUUGUCAAAUUCUUCUAUUUGAUACAUAAUGUCAUCUACAUUGUCUAGGUUGUUCUGCUUUUUCUUUUUCCAUUUUUUGUGUAUCAGAGUGUUUUUCAUAAAUAAAUGAAGUAAUGAACUUUGGCUUGGAAGUUGGAAACUUGGAAUGUUUCAUUCGUUUGCUUCUUGUGUAUGGCUGUUGUGUUCUAUAAAAUCCUCAACUAGGAUGGAAAUUGUUUCUUUUUGAGUUUGAGUGAUGAAACUUAUGAGGUAUUUGAG
Molecule: messenger RNA, 778 nt
Organism: Fragaria vesca subsp. vesca
Lineage: Eukaryota; Viridiplantae; Streptophyta; Magnoliopsida; Rosales; Rosaceae
Product: CYSTM1 family protein A-like
Exons: 3
Coding region: 148-435 (95 amino acids)
Cellular component (GO): plasma membrane
Source: RefSeq, a predicted model, not a curated record